AUGUUACAAACAGAUAUUACUGUGGCUACUUAUUGGGUUACAAAUCCAUAAAAUAUUUUAAGAAGAAAUAGAUCUGGAGGUUCAGAAUGGUAUGGAUUUUGGUAUGAAAUUAAAACCAAUCCAGAUGGUCCAUCAGCUACUUCAGAUAUUUGUCCUCCAGGAUUAAACAUCCUUGAGUUUAAGGAUAAUUGGUCACAUUCAAAUGGUAGAUUUGGUCUUCGUAUCUUCUAAAUGGCACCAAGAAAGUUCCCUUGUAACGAUCCUGCUAAUUGGGUCAAUGAUUAACCAUACAUUGAUAAUCCAAGUCUUUAAGCCGUUUUUGAAAAAUUCUAUACAUGGAAAAAUAAUGAAUGUGGUAUUUUAGGGGAAGAAUUGGGUAACAUCUACUUCAAGGACAUUAUGAUUGCUGAUUCCAAAUUUGCCGGUUUCUAAGCUCAUAAAGGUAACUUCUCAACUGAAGGAGCAGUCUUGGAUAAUGCAGUAAUCAUUGGUAAAUCAAAUCAUAAUGCAAAUCCAGAUGAUACUUACUAUGAUGGAUCAAGAGCAAUGGUAGUUCCAAGAACAAAUGGAUUUUUAGCUAAAAAUAUCAGAAUUUAUAAUUAUGGAAGUAAUACUGCUUUAAUUGAAUCAUGCUCUGUAUGUUGGAAUGUUAAAUUAUGGGUAUAAGGAGGCAAAAAUACAUAAUUCUUUAAUGUCAAAGCAUAUCAUUCUGAUACAGCUAAUCGUAUCUUUUGGUAGAAACAUAGAAGAGAAAUCUUCUGGGAUUAAGAUGGUUCAAUUUCAGGAGUGUCAGGAGGUGCCUAUAUUAUCCCAUAUAAGAAGCAUAUUGAUGGAAUUCCAGGAUGUGUUAAUCAUCCAGAAGAUUUUUGGGAUAAUUCUAUCAUUUGUGCUAUGAAUUAAGUCACAAUAAGAGAUGUUUUGGUUAAUAAUCCUACUCCAGAACAAGAUUUCACAGGAGUUGAUAUGAAAUUAUAUAGAUUGGACAGUACUAAUAUUGCACUCAAAAUGGAUGCUAAUAUUGACGAGAGCAAAUUCAUAGAAGGAGAAACAAUGAAAAUUAUAAAGAAAAGUCAUGAUGUUAAAUAAUCAUUUGCAAGUAUAUUUGCAACUGGUUUCACUUAUAAUGUCCAUUUCAAAUUUGGAGCAAGUGAUCCAUUAAGCAUGGGUAUCUUUGCGUCUCCAUACUUCAACUAAAAUGAUGAUGCUGUUAUUCUUAGAUUUAAUUACUCUGCCAAUAGGGAAACAUUUGAUAUCAUGAGAAACAUUGGAGGAAAAUUCCCAGUAAAUUACACAAAAUUGGAAUAGAUUCCAAAUACUAAGACUUGUAAUUAAGGUGAUUGGUUUAAUGAUAGAACAAACAAACUAUUCUUCCUUUGCUUGUCUGGUAAGAAUAAGAAGUAAUAUGAAUAUGUUGAAGUCAGAGGAGUUAUUUGCAGAGAAGAAUGCGAUAGUUUAGGAGAUGUACCAUAAGAAGAUGGAUAUAGAUAUUGGAGUGAUCCUGCUACUUGGAUAGAUAACAAAGUACCAGUUGAAGGAGAUAGUCCAAUUGUAUAAGCAGCAUAUUAAGUUAUCUUAGAUGUUGAUCCUCCUAAACUUGUUAAUUUAACUAUUUUGGGAUCUUUAAUUUUUGAUGAGAAAAGAGCAUCAACUAAGUUAGAAGCAGAGAGAAUCUGGGUUAGAUCAGGAAAAUUAUUGGCUGGUAAUUCAACUAAUCCAUUCCCUGGAAAGAUUAACAUUGUAUUGAAUGGAGAAUUUGGAGAUAAUCCAUUAGUAAUUGAUGCUAAUCUUGAUGUUGGUAAUAAAGUACUUGCUGUAACAAGAGCUAUGGAAUUAUACUCAAAGCCACCUGGAACAGUAUGGACUAGAUUAGCUGCAUAUGCUGAUGCUGGUGCAACCACUAUUACUGUAGCUGAAUGUGCUGAUUGGGCCGUUGGUGAUGAAAUAGUAUUUGGUCCAUCAGGUAGUGACCCUGAAUAAAGAGAGAAGAGAUCAAUAGCAGCCAUUUCUGGAUGUGUUAUAACAUUAAAUCAAGCCCUUGAAUUUGAUCACUAUGGAGCUCCAUCAGUAACUAUUGAUAAACCUGGAAUUGGACAAUUAGAUAUGAGAGCAGUUGUUGGACAUUUAACUAGAAAGAUUAAGAUUGAAGGAGGACCUAGUGUUCAUGGUUUAGGAUGUAGAGUCUUGAUUUAUCAAUUCGAAGAACCAGAAGCUAAUUUAGGAUUCCCAAGAAGAGGAUACACUGUUUUACAUGGUGUAGAAUUUAACAAUUGUGGUCAAUAUGAUACUUAAAGAAGUGGGUUAGAUUUUAGAAAUCUUAAUAGUGAGAUCAUUAAGACUCCAAGUGAAGUUAUUGGUUGCUCAUUCCAUGAUACUACAGGUAUGUUGAUGACAAUCUAAAAUUCUUAAUACAUUACAAUCAAGAAUAACAUAUUCUUUACUGGUAUCAAGGCUUUGGUUUAGAUCAAUAACAGUUAAUAUGUGAAAUUCUAAAAUAAUGCUUUGAUUUAUGUCAAAAAGAGAAUAUUAAACGAAGGAGGUAUUGCAAAUUGGGCAGUAUUUGGUAACUUUGUUUACAUGGAUGAAUUAGUACCAACUUAAAUGACAAGAGAUGUUGUUGAUGUAUCUGGAAAUGUCGGAUAAGGAUCAUAAGAUACAGGUUUCUUCGUGAUGGCAAGUAGAUGUUCAGAUGCAUAUUAAUCAUCAUUCUAUAAUAAUCAUUGUUCAGGAUCUGUGUUGGCUUGUUUUGGAGUCAGAUAAGACCCAGAAGGAAAGUGCACAUACAUAUAAGGAUUAUCUGCAUAUCAUAGUGGAGUAGGUAUAAUGUACGCAGUUUUUGCAGAGGAAUUACGUUUGGAGAAAGCAUUGGCUGCUGAAAACGACGUAGGUAUUGUCUUAAGAGGUGCUCCUUAAAGCAUUUAAGACAAUUAGAUGAAGUUUUCAAAUAGUUUUGUGAGUGCAUUUGUGAGACCAGAAUGUCCUAAGUGUUAUUCUGCAACUUUGAAUCCUUAUUGCAGUAAUGUCUAUGGAGUUAAGAUGGGUACAUUAUCUUCAACUGCUUUCCCUCCUAUUUCGACUAAACCUUCAGACAAUUUUGAUUCUCUUUGCACCAUUCAAAGAGUUGAUCUAAGAGUUUAUGUCAAUAAUGUAGAAUUCAAUAAUUUCAGAUUAUCUCAUGACUCUGCUCCUAGAUGUGGUAAAAAUGCAGUAUUCAAGACAAAUCACAAGGCACAUGAUUCUACAGGAUAGCACUAUUUGGUUAAUUCACCUUGUACCAACUGUGAAUUUGAUUCCAUUCUUUAUUAGAUGAGAGAUUCUGAUUGGUCUAAAUUAGGAUGGUUCGGAGGAUGUGGUUCAUUUGAAUGCACAGGUCAGAAAAAUGUCUUGGUUGAAGAUCAAACAGGUCACUUCUUUGGACAAAUUGGGUAGGCCAUAACCAAUAAUACAUACUUUGGACCAAACGUAACUCAUUGUAUUAGAAAGAACACUUGGAAUGGAUAUUGGUGCCCUGAUAGAAAGAUUACAGUUUUGAGUUUUAUGAGUGUCGCAGCUGAUUACAACAAGAGACUGUAUUCUCCAAUCAAGUUGACUGAUGGAUUAUUCUUCAAUGAGAUUAAUAGUUUCUUUGAAUGGAAUUGGGAUGGACCGGAACCUUUGAAUUUGAGAGAAUCUAAAUUCGUAGCCUUGGUGUCAGCCAAUACAGUUAUUAAUAUGAGCAAUGCAGGUAUGAACCCAACUGCAUCUGAAUAUUGGCUAUCAAAAAGAAGUGAGGCUGGAAGUCCUGAAGAUUACGUAAUUUUGAAAUGGCAGUUUUCAGUGCCUUAAAUUGUUCAGGUAUAGGUUGGCAAUAAAGUCAUAUUGCCUGGAUUGACCACAAAUUCUAAACAUCAUGAUUUAUUGACUAUGACUGACUAAUGUGGAGCCAAUAACUACUUCUUUGAAAAUAGAACUAUUCAUUUUGUAGUCAAUGCAAAACUUGGAUGCAAAGUUAAGAUUUCACUUAAGAAUACACUCCAAGUUUCAACAAGACUAGAAAUAACAACAGAUGAAUUCUUUGGUGAUAAAUUCUUGCAAUACGCAAAAGCUCAAUUAGGCGGAGAUCCUUAUAAUUACUUUAUUAUUGGAACCAAGAAAUCAACUAGAAGAUUUUUGGAUGAAAGCGUCAGCUAAUAAGUUACCGUUGAUUGGGGAAUAGUUGAUAGUGCUGAAAUUGGAACAGAAGCAUCCUCUAAUUCUUAGUAGGUUCUUUCAGAAUUAGCCAGCAAAUUAGAAUCCUUCAAUCCUCCCCCUGAAAUUGGUACAGUGUUAGAACAAUCAACCACAAUCACUGCUAUUAACAAAUUAAACUUCGCAAGCACUGAAGUUACAUCAUUGACUCCAACCUCUCCUAGUGAUGGUACCAAUACAAACAAUGGAAGCAAUAAUAAUAAUGGAAAUAGUGACAAUAGCAACAACAAUGGUAACACUGGAUCAACAGGUGGAAAUACUAACAAUAACUCCACUUAAUCUGAUAAUACAGAAAUUGUAUUGACUACUGAUGAAGGUGUUAAUCAAUAGGAUCUUAGCGAUAAUAUCGAUAGCAAUACAUCAGGAACAAUUCAAAAAGCUAUCAAAAAGACUGAAUCAUCAUCUUCCACAGUGAUCAUUGUUGUUUCAGUAAUCUGUUCAGUAAUUGGCGUUUCACUCCUUAUCUCAGGAUUGUUAUAUUACAAGAAGGUUAAAUUAGCCAAAUUGAUGGCUGCUAGAGCCCAAAAGGUAGAUAAUGAAUUCUUCAAAGUGAACAUCACUGAACAAUAACUACAACACUAACAACAAGAAUGAGGAAUGAUAAAAUAUGUUUAGAAAAUAUUAAAAUUUAAUUUAUAAAAUCAU
This is a messenger RNA of Paramecium tetraurelia, 4869 nucleotides long. RefSeq lists its product as uncharacterized. Lineage: Eukaryota; Ciliophora; Oligohymenophorea; Peniculida; Parameciidae. The record is from RefSeq and is a predicted model, not a curated record. The transcript has 2 exons.